Molecule: messenger RNA, 2874 nt
Organism: Pyrus x bretschneideri (Chinese white pear)
Lineage: Eukaryota; Viridiplantae; Streptophyta; Magnoliopsida; Rosales; Rosaceae
Product: probable sulfate transporter 3.3
Biological process (GO): transmembrane transport
Cellular component (GO): membrane
Molecular function (GO): secondary active sulfate transmembrane transporter activity
Source: RefSeq, a predicted model, not a curated record
AUAUUUAUAUAUACGUACAGCAACCCCGACUCUCUUCUUCUCCUCUCUCUCUUUGAAAGAUUUGAAAGUUUGUAACUUCUGUGUCUGCAUUUAACAUGGCCAGCAGCUGCUGCAACCGUCCACAUAAAAUUCAUAAACAGUUUUGGACAAAUGUGCACAGUUAUUAACACACUUUCGUCUUCCACCCCAUAAUUAUUUCUACAAACUGAUCAUAUUCAAGAUCACAGAGAAUAUCCCUCAGAAUAUUCUUUUUGUCGAUCAUCUUCCUCAGCCAAUCAGUCCCAACCCUAAAUUUGCAUGGCACACUCCGUUAUGUGAAGUUCUUCAAUGUCCAUCAAUCUUUUUCCCUUCAAAAUUAAAGCACUUGUGCAUAUAUACAUAUAUACAGAUGGAUAGAUAUAUGGGUAAUGGGCAGUGAGAGGUAUUUGCCUUUCAAUCAUCAGGUCUAGUACCUUUCAGCAAUAUUUUCUACUUGUAAGCUUUCCUUUUUUUCAUCUCCUUCCUCCUCGAUUCUUUUUGCAGAUUCCCCCUUUUUUUUCUCUUUUUUAUUCUUUGACCACCCACUAGCCUAGCUUAAAUGUACAUAUAUGUGCAGGUAGUGAGUGCUUAGAGAUAGGUGAGUGAUUAAUUAGAGAUAAUUAAACAUCAUGAGUGUCUUGUCAUCAGCAGUAAUUACAAAGAGUUGUGGGGGCUGGUAGUAGUAAUUUGUUUUAUAGCGGUCCUUUGGAGAAAGUUGAUUGAUGGGAGAAGUCUCCCAUGAUAAAAGAGAGGAUUGCUGCUCUCCCACAAGGAUUAACAUCCAGGAGCAGCAGUCCACCACGGACAUGCAGCAGCAGCAGCACCAUCACUGCAUGGAAAUCCCAAUGGGGAUGGAGUUGCACAAAGUAGUUGCCCCGCCUUACAGAAGCACUUUUCGUAAGCUGCUGGCCAAGCUCAAAGAAACAUUCUUUCCAGAUGACCCUCUUUACCAAUUCAAAGGUCAGCCACCAAAGAAAAAAUGGAUUCUUGGAGCUCAGUAUGUCUUUCCAAUCCUUGAGUGGGGCCCCAAUUACAGCUUCAAGCUCCUCAAAUCAGACAUCAUUUCUGGUGUCACCAUCGCCAGUUUAGCCAUCCCUCAGGGAAUCAGUUAUGCUAAGCUUGCGAAUCUACCUCCGAUUGUGGGUCUCUAUUCCAGCUUCGUUCCUCCUUUGCUGUAUGCUGUCCUUGGAAGCUCAAAGGAUCUUGCAGUAGGACCUGUUUCCAUUGCUUCCCUAAUCAUGGGAUCGAUGCUCAUGCAAGAAGUAUCUCCCACCAAAGAACCCUACUUGUUCCUCCAACUUGCCUUCACUUCAACCUUCUUUAGUGGCAUCCUCCAAGCUUCCCUAGGUUUAUUAAGGCUUGGAUUUAUAAUCGAUUUUCUUUCAAAGGCUACUCUACUUGGUUUCAUGGCCGGAGCUGCUGUGAUAGUCUCUCUGCAACAGCUUAAGAGUCUCCUUGGAAUCACACAUUUCACCAAGAAAAUGGCAAUCAUCCCUGUUCUUAGCUCUGUUUUUCAUGAAAGAAAGGAGUGGUCAUGGCAAACCAUUUUAAUGGGCGUUUGCUUCCUUGUGCUGCUCCUAAUCGCAAGACACGUUAGCAUAAAGAAGCCAAAGCUGUUCUGGGUCUCAGCUGGAGCCCCUCUGGUGUCUGUGAUCAUUUCCACUGUGAUUGUCUUUGCAUUCAAAGCCGAUCGCCAUGGCAUCAGUGUGAUUGGAGAAUUAGAGAAAGGACUAAACCCACCAUCAUGGAACAUGUUGGUUUUCCAUGGAUCCCACCUUGCACUUGCAAUCAAGACUGGGAUUAUCACUGGCAUUAUUGCCCUUACUGAAGGUAUUGCAGUAGGAAGAACUUUUGCUAAUAUAAGAGAAUACAGAGUGGAUGGAAACAAGGAGAUGAUAGCAAUUGGAAUCAUGAACGUUGUUGGCUCCACCACUUCCUGCUAUAUUACAACAGGAUCAUUCUCAAGGUCAGCGGUGAAUCACAAUGCUGGAGCAAAGACAGCAAUGUCGAACAUAGUAAUGUCGCUGACAGUUAUGGUGACACUGCUGUUUCUGAUGCCUCUGUUCCAUUACACUCCCAAUGUAAUUCUGGGUGCAAUUAUCGUGACUGCUGUGGUCGGCCUCAUUGAUGUCCCAGCUGCUUACCACAUAUGGAAGAUCGACAAAUAUGACUUCCUAGUCUUGAUCUGUGCCUUCUUGGGAGUCAUCUUUCUCUCUGUCCAACAAGGCCUCGCCAUAGCGGUUGGGAUAUCGGUUUUCAAGGUUUUGCUGCAAGUGACGAGGCCGAGGACGGUGGUGUUGGGAAACAUACCGGGAACGGACGUAUUCAGAGACCUGCACCAGUACAACGAAUCGGCAGUGAGUGUGCCUGGUUUCCUAAUCAUACUCAUCGAAGCUGCCAUCAACUUUGCCAACACCACUUAUCUCAAUGAACGGAUUUUGAGAUGGAUAGAAGAAGAAGGUGACGGGAACAAGGUUUCAAACAUUAGAUUUGUUGUUGUAGAUAUGUCAGCUGUGAGCACAAUCGACACAACUGGGAUCACACUUUUCGAAGAUAUAAGGAAAUCAAUCCGAAAGAAGGGGAUUAAGCUGGUGCUGGUAAAUCCACUGGCGGAGGUGAUGGACAAAAUGCAGAAGGUGAAUAACGGAGACGAAGAAUUCAUGCUUUACUUGUCCGUCGGAGAGGCAGUGGCUUCUCUGUCGAUGGGAAUGAAGAAUUCAAACAUGUACAAUGAAGAAAUGCAGGCCCAUGAUGUUCCCUAAUUAUCUUUUAAUUAUACUCCUAAAUUCAGACAGCAUGAUCCAAAAUAACGAGAAGUUUUCAGAUAUAUAAAAUGAACCAGCAUUACACGUUCCA